AUGACGAAUGGAACAGUCGUCACCGUAGUCAAUGGUAUAAUGACGAAUUUUAAAAGUCGUCACCGAAAGGCCACAUAUGGUGACGAUUAUUUAUUCGUCACACGAAAUUCGUCGCUUUUUCACAGAUUUCUUGUAGUGGGGGCGUUCUAUGACUAUUAUGAUGGCUACUUUGACACUUGUUUUGUCCCUAACAGCAAUAAAAUUCAUGUCCCAUUCAUGUCAUUCACCUUUCAGAAUAACCUGCAAGUCGAUUUGGAUGCUUCCGGAACACUUUAUGUUAUCAACAAAUCGCUAAUCUGCCUUGCUUUCACCAAUGGCGGCGGCGAUUUGGCUAGUUUCGGUAACGCUCAGCAGAAGACAUCCGAUGUCAUACACGAUGUUGUCGGCCAGAAAUUAGGGUUCCGCCCCGGCAUGUGUACUUACUGCUUUCACUGCAUUACAAAUACGCUCAAUCAUUUCACCUCUUACUGUAAUAAAUGA
This is a messenger RNA of Striga asiatica, 480 nucleotides long. Lineage: Eukaryota; Viridiplantae; Streptophyta; Magnoliopsida; Lamiales; Orobanchaceae. The record is from the annotation of a GenBank genome assembly.